GGGAAAGGGCGCUGGUGGCCGAGCUGAGGUAGCUCUGGCUGCCCCCGUGACUCAUUGAGACCACUGAGCUCAUGCAGCCAUGCCUCUUGUUUCCUUCCUUGGGAUCACAUGAAAAUGAGCAGAGAGUGGGUCACGAGCACAGGGUUCGCCUGUGACAAAAUGGUCCUUCAGUGGCGGCCCGUGGGCAGCUGUGCACACACACACACCCACUCACACAUGAAUUCCCCGGGGCGAGCUCUACAUAUACAGAACCUUCCCGACCCUGAAAGCCUGGGAAAGAAGCCGGGGCUGCGGGAGCCAAGGCCCACUUUGAACAGAGCGUCCUCCACUUUCCUGGUCUCCAUCCUGACUCUUGCUUCAGACACAGCACAUUGUGUGUGACCUCUGCCAUCGAUCCGGGAUGCUGUCCUUUGCCCGUGUGACGGCCUGCUCACGGACCUGCUCCCGCUUCAUCGGGCUGAGCCUCGGGACUGCAUCCCUGUUUGCUGCUGGGGCCAACAUCGCACUCCUCUUUCCUAGCUGGGAUGUGACCUACCUGACGAGGGGCCUCAUUGGCAAGCAUGCCAUGCUGGGCUCGGGACUCUGGGGAGGGGGUUUCAUGGUUCUCGUGGCAGCGACUCUCAUCUCCGUGACGGGCUACUUCAGCAAGAGCGCCCCCUGUCUGCGUAUGUUCAUCGCCCUGUUGUCAAGUGGCCUGGCUCUUCUUGGGGCUUUGGUUUGCUUUGUCACUUCUGGAGCAGCCUUGAAAGAUGGUCCCUUUUGCAUGUUCGAUGUCUCAUCCAUCAAUCAGACACAAGCUUGGAAAUUUGGUUAUCCCUUCAAAGACCUGCCCAACAGGAACUAUUUGUAUGACCGCUCACUCUGGACCUCCGUCUGCCUGGAGCCCUCUAAGGCCGUGGUUUGGCACGUGGCCUUCUUUUCUACCCUCCUGUGUGUCAGCCUCCUCCAGCUUCUCCUGGUGGCCGUCCAUCUCAUCAAUAGCAUCCUUGGCCUGCUCUGCAGCUUCUGUGAGAAGUCCUAG
This is a messenger RNA of Peromyscus eremicus (cactus mouse), 1021 nucleotides long. RefSeq names its product transmembrane 4 L six family member 19 (gene Tm4sf19). Gene Ontology annotation, cellular component: membrane. The record is from RefSeq and is a predicted model, not a curated record. The coding region runs from base 401 to 1021 and encodes 206 amino acids. NCBI's taxonomy places the organism in Eukaryota, Metazoa, Chordata, Mammalia, Rodentia, Cricetidae. The transcript is spliced from 5 exons.